AUGCCCAACCUCCACGCCAAUUACUACCAUGGCAACGUCAAGGCGUUCCGCCAGGAGCUCGACGGUGCCGCGUCCACGACGAGCGGCGCGCGGCAAAGUAGUUCGGCUGGGCGAUCGUGGACGCUGAGCGGAUUCGUGCCGAAAGCAGACCCCAACGAGCGUGAUGCUUUGGGAAGAACCGUGCUCCACCUCGCAGCCACUAGCAAUACCCCACUCUCAUACCAGUUCUUCCAGAUCCUUCUGCGUAAUCCCGCGAUCUCCGUCAAUCUACAGGACUACGAGUCUGGGUACACAGCCCUCCAUCGCGCGCUGUACGCCGGUAACAUCCGUGCCGCACGCGAUCUUCUCGCGCGCCCGGACAUCGAUGUGUCGGUCACUGAUAAUGAGGGGCUGAGGGCGUUUGACCUGUUCAAUGGCACGGUUGACGGUACAAACCCUGCCGAUGAUGGAGACGAGGUCAUCGGCACUGAUCUCUACGUGUGGGGCGUGAAUCGCAACUCGACAUUGGGCCUCAGUGACGCGUCGGGGGACAAGACGUUUCCCGACCGUGUCAACCUGCUCACGCAGAAACAGGCGAGCAGCCAUCCUGAUCCAGCUGAGAGAUUCCUCCACGUCGGUGUGCGCGACGUGCAGAUGGCCAAGCUCCACACCGGGGUAGUCACCGCGGAGGCCCGCGGCAACCUCAGCCUCUGUGGCUUCGGCUCGGCGGGCCGCCUAGGCCAGAAGAUCCACUCGCAGCUUCCACUGCUUCCCCUCCCAGACUUCGCGCCCACGGUCGUUGCGAUCGCGCUCGGCCCCGAUCACACGCUUGCAUUGACGAGUGGCGGUUACGUGAUGACCUGGGGCAGCAAUCGAUACCAGCAGCUCGGAUAUGUCAUCGAAGCGCCUGCGAACCCUUCGCCUUUCGCUAAGGAUGACGACCUCAUCGUCCAGACGACGCCGAAGCGCAUCAUCGGCGCACUCAAGAAGGAGUGGGUGCGCGGUGUGGCCGCCGGGCGGAUGAGUAGCGCGUGCUGGACCGCCGACGCAGUCUGGACGUGGGGCACAAACCUCGGCCACCUGGGAUACGAGAAGGCCGCGAAUCCCACCCAGAUUAACCCGCGCAAAGUGACGGCCAUCUCGCAACCUGUCAUCGACGUCGCGCUCUCCGACUAUGCCAUGAUCUGCAUCCUCGACUCAAAUGAGGUCAUGUGCUUCCACCAUGACGCCCACUUCAAGAUCACCUUCAACUCGCCGCAGAAGUCGCUCAAGGGUCCCAAGAACCCAGCUCACGUAAGCAUGGACCCCACCAUUAUCAAGGUCACGAGCUGUGGGCAGAUGUUCGCUACGCUCUCAGCCAAGGGCGACGUGUGCACCUUCACCCUGCCCCACCCAUCCGAGGAGGCGAGCAAGGACGUGCGUGACCGGCACGUCAUCGUCAAGCCGCAGAUCUUGUGGGCUUUGAGAAAGAGUUUUACUGCCGUCAAGGACAUGGCGCUUGGGCCGGACGGGACAGUCAUCAUCUGCACCAAGUCGGGGCACGUGUUUGUGCGGCAGCGCACUAAGGCCGGAUCUGGUGCACUCAAGUUCCGGCGCAUCCCGUACCUGCAGCGGAUCAUCAAGGUGGCCGCGAACGAGACGGGCGGCUUUGCUGCUAUCCGCGUCGACGCGCGCCCAUCAGCCAUCGCACUCAAGGGCAAAACGCUCGAAGAGGACUUGUUCUCCCUCCAGCCUCAUGUUCGACGGUACGAGAACCAAAUGACAGCUGAGGACUUUGACCGGCCUGUUGUGCGCCGCGACACUGAGGAUGAGGAGGAUGAGAGCACUGACUCGGUACACCACGACACCAUGGUCGCGACGCAGCUGUGCCACGUCAUCAACCGUUGGCAGGCGCACAGUACGGACUCUCUGUUCGCUUGGUCCGAACCGCUUCUCGGGAGCGACGUGUCGAUUGCCGUUGGCGACUACGUGAUCCCUGCGCACAGUGUGGUGCUGUGCCUCCGCGCACCCGCGUUUGCUCGGGUGCUUGCCGGGCAAGUGGUCGAGGGUCUGCGGCUGCGCGCGGAGGACGGGCGGCCCGUCAUCGAGAUGGACGUCACCCACCCCCUCGUAGCACUUCUGCUCCUCCAGUACCUGUACUCGGACGAGCUGGCCGCAGUGUGGGACUCGCGUGUGGUGUACACACUCCAGACCAAGUUUCCCGACAUGCCGCUCCCAGUCAGGGACAUCAAGCGGGACGUUCGGCGCUUCGCCGACAUCUUGGAGUUGGCGCCGCUCAGGCCGGUGCUGGAACUCGUGGCGAAGACAACGAUCAGCACGAAAACGCUCCCCGGCGACCUCGCUACGUUCUUCGCGCAAUCCUCGACGCCGCCAUCGGAGGUCUGUGACGUAGUGGUGGUCUUAGCCGACCGCGAGGUGGCACUCAACUCGGCGCUUCUCCGGGCUCGCUGCCCAUUCUUUGAGGCCAUGUUCGCCGACCGCGACUGGACGCUGCAGCGCCGCGAGGCUGACGAUGAUAACAACGUCGUCGUGCACAUGGAGCACCUGAGAUGGCGGCCGAUGAAGCUUGUCUUCCGCUUCAUCCACGAAGGCCGUGAAGACGACCUCUUCGACUACCUGCACCAGGAGACGCUGGACGAGUUCCUCGACUUUGUCUUCGAGGUGCUCGCGGCCGCAACCGAGCUGCUGAUGGACCGGCUCGUGCUGGUGUGUUCGCGCGUGAUCGUCAAGCACUGCAACCCGUUCAACGCCGCGGCGCUCGCCGUCGAAGCGUCGUUCUACAGGGCGGCGGAUCUCAAGGCGAGCAUCUUCGACUACAUUAGCGCCUGCAUGGAGACGAUGCUAGAAAGCGGACUGCUGGACGAUAUGGACGACGACGUGCUGCGCGACCUCUCCAAAACGAUCAGCGUCAAGCAGGGCGACAAGGCGGUGGUGCCGCGGUCCAACAUCCUCGUCGACGAGCUCAUGGUCAAGCACCGCGAGUGGAUCGCGGUGCAGGACAUUCCCACGCCGCGCGUGCGGCAGCCGUACAAGUGGAAGCCGCGCUCCCCGCAUCUCGAAGCGCGACGGCCAUCGACCUCGCCCAUGACCACACCAGAUCUCAAGCCUCUUACUUCUGCAGGCCCGGUCGACGAGAUGUUCACGAUGGACGAGGAGACCAGCGCGGGCACAACGCCACGGCAGGCACCGUCGCCCAACCCAUCCGCGGGGAGCGCGCGGUCGAUGACGCCACUCAGCCUCGGGAGGAGUUCUGGGAAGCCCGUGUGGAAAUCGCGCACGGUGGAGCAAGAAAAGGUCGACCUGCGGAGUAUCAUGGCCGAGGCAGCCGCGACGCGGACACCGGCAAGGCCGCCCGGCCCCCCGUCCACCCCAACGCCAGCGAGAGCCAACGGCUCCGCGUCCGCUGCAACCCCGCGACCAUCCCCCUCUGGAUGGCGCCCCGUCGAGGCGCGCCCAACCUCCCUCGCGGCCGUACAGGCCUCGCAGGCCCCGCAGGCCCCCCUAAUCCCCACGCGCGCAACUGGCUCUAUGGCUGCGGCUCCGGUCGGACACGUAAUCCAGCCGCCGCGCCUCGGCGCAACCCCGACACGGAGGCAGGGCGUGGCGUGGUCGACGCCUACGACCUAUGCCCCACCGGUGUCAAGCAGUCCGAGCCAGGCGUUCUCAUUACUCGCAAUUCAGCAGCAGGAGCGCGACGCAGCUGAGACGGUAACGAAGAAGGUCGCUAAGAGCUUCGCCGAGAUUCAGGCGGAGGAGGCUGCGGCCGCAGCAGAACGGGCGAGGGAGGACGAGUUCCAGCGCUGGUGGGAGACGCAGCGCACCUCGGACCGUGUAGAGAGUGGACGCGGACGCGGGCGCGGACGGGGAGAGCGCCGUGUACCGACCCGGGGGAAAGGCAAGGGCCGUGCGAGUGGUGGCGGGGAGGCGGGUCCAAGCGUGAUCAAUGGGCAGGCGGAAUCCUCGCAGCCCGCGUCCCAGCCCCAAUCCCAAACGCAAGGCCAGUCCUCCCCUCAGGUGCCGUCUGGCCGCAAAGGCAAGGGCCGCGGCGAGAGCGUUGAGGAUGGCGCGACCCAGUUCCGUGGACGGCGGCAGACCCAGGAUAGCGGCAGCGGCAAGGACCCGCAGGAGGCGCGGAUCGACGAUAGCCCGACGCGCCAAGAGUCAUGGAGCGAGGGCGGCUCCGAUCGCAUCUUGAGCAUAUGCAUUGUUUCCGCAUCGCACCUAGCAUCGCACCUGGCGUCGUAA
Messenger RNA from Cutaneotrichosporon cavernicola, 4224 nucleotides. RefSeq lists its product as uncharacterized. The transcript has 4 exons. The record is from RefSeq and is a predicted model, not a curated record. Lineage: Eukaryota; Fungi; Basidiomycota; Tremellomycetes; Trichosporonales; Trichosporonaceae. Bases 1 to 4224 code for a protein of 1407 amino acids. Gene Ontology annotation, molecular function: protein binding.